Linepithema humile (Argentine ant) is the source of this 488-nucleotide messenger RNA. Its product is annotated as translation machinery-associated protein 7 homolog. NCBI's taxonomy places the organism in Eukaryota, Metazoa, Arthropoda, Insecta, Hymenoptera, Formicidae. The record is from RefSeq and is a predicted model, not a curated record.
GGAAUGUACAAUCGGUUGGAGAAAUUUACCAUACCACAUAAACAUUUAUCAGUUCUAACGGACAAAUUUCCAAAUCUAUAUUUUCUCAUUUAUAUUUCGAUUUUCAUUCUAUUUGGAGCCUUAAUAUAAUUGCAAAAUGUCUGGUCGGGAUGGAGGUAAAAAGAAGCCCUUGAAGGCACCAAAGAAGGAAUCGAAAGUUUUAGAUGAUCAGGAUGUAGCAUUUAAACAAAAGCAGAAGGAACAGCAAAAAGCAUUAGCAGAAGCAGCGAAGAAAGCCAGUCAAAAAGGCCCAUUAGUUACUGGUGGUAUAAAGAAAUCUGGAAAGAAAUGAUCUCAUGUAGCAGUGGGUGAAAUUUGUGAUUUACUGUGCACAUGAUGAUUACAACAAUAAUUAUGGAUUGAUCAAUUGUUAUAUAAGACUACAGCUUUUUUUUAUGGUUUUUAAUUUUGAGAAAUCUUUAAACUUGUAAAUAAAAAUUAUGUAUGUA